Histoplasma capsulatum G186AR is the source of this 363-nucleotide messenger RNA. RefSeq lists its product as uncharacterized. NCBI's taxonomy places the organism in Eukaryota, Fungi, Ascomycota, Eurotiomycetes, Onygenales, Ajellomycetaceae. The coding region runs from base 1 to 363 and encodes 120 amino acids. The record is from RefSeq and is a predicted model, not a curated record. The transcript is spliced from 2 exons.
AUGGCUCCUGGACUGUUCACCCCGGAUGUCAUGGCACUGAUAAUAUUAUUUGCAGGGUCUGACAGACCAGGCCAGCCUGGAGCCAGAGGAGAGCCCAUAACCGCAAACAGGUCCAGAAAGGGCCUAGCGAACGCCAGCAAAUUAAAAAUAAUCAGUCCAAGCCUGCAAGACCUGUCCCAUGGGCCAUGGGCCGUGGCAUCCUCUCGGGCCAUUCCCAGUCUCUGGGUAGUGUGGAGCGGCGUUGAGCCAAUGGGAUGGGCCCCAGUCUGGCCCGUGUCCAAGGAUCAAAGAGGUAAGCAACAUGCUCUGCUCCCUCUGUUGCUCGCUGAAGGCCAGGAAAACGUUGGGUUACCGAGUACCUAG